Molecule: messenger RNA, 4977 nt
Organism: Talaromyces proteolyticus
Lineage: Eukaryota; Fungi; Ascomycota; Eurotiomycetes; Eurotiales; Trichocomaceae
Product: SE, putative sulfite reductase
Exons: 4
Coding region: 208-4797 (1529 amino acids)
Biological process (GO): sulfate assimilation
Cellular component (GO): sulfite reductase complex (NADPH)
Molecular function (GO): sulfite reductase (ferredoxin) activity; heme binding; iron-sulfur cluster binding
Source: RefSeq, a predicted model, not a curated record
AGCAAACUCCAACUCCAACAAAACCAAAAAAAAAACAAAGUAUUCUGCAGGACUCGGUUGAUUACUUCACCCAAUCCUCUUGUUGCAGAUUACACGCCUUCACAUCGCAGAGACGAGCUGUCUCAUGCGGUCAUAAGAGGCAAUCCUCCCUCGUCCCGUAUUACGCCGUGCGGUUUCGGAGCUGCGCCGUGAAAAGUGAUCGCUGCCAUGGCCUCUGUCACAACGUCUGCGCAAGCAGUCGCGAGAAUCGCCUACCUUGCCAGCGAUGUGGUCGUUUCCGUCCAGCCGUCCCUGCAGAAGGACUCGCUGUUCUCCAGCACAUUGCACACAUUAGCGACAGAGAAUUAUCGCAGCGUCUUAUUGAAGGGCAUACCCGAGAUUCGAGCGGUCCGCUUUAAUGAAGAUCCUCUGCUGUCAGCUUUCCACCCUAUCCAAUCCGGCAAGCUUGUCACCGUCACCACAUCUUCAUCUGUCCUCCUGACUUCAAUCCCCCACCUCUACCGCCUUGCCAGCCAUCCAGUCGUCAUCCAUGUCGCAAUUGAGUCCUCACCAUUUCCAGACUUUUCUGUGAUCAGCUCGAUACGCCAGUGUGGUUUCUCCUUCCUCCAGUCUGAGACCGUACAAGAAGCACAAGAUAUCGCGUUGACCGCUCAUGCCCUUGCUCUUCGAUCCGGCAAGGGUGUCAUUCACUUUUUCGACCCUGCGAACUCUGUCCAUGACGACAGCAUUGCCCUAGAGGAUUUGGAUGUGGUGAAGAAGGUGUUGAACCUGGACGCAGUUCGACCAUCCUACAAUGGAUCCGGUGAAGGCGAGACACUGUAUGCGGAUUCAGGACGGCUGCCAAUGGUCCCUGAGGAUGCUGUUGAAAGAGCCCCGGCGACAGAUGCUGGUCCGGAUGCUGGCCUGGCACCUCCGCUUUCUUCCACCGUAUCGUCUGCUUUUAGCCAAGAGGCUUCCUCUGUGGGAUCUUCGCGUCGAGAUAGCAGUGUCGAUAGCCACGCUCUGAGCUCCGUAGCCACGACUGUUGAUGGCACCAACGUGAGACCUGUCAACGCCGCUGAUAUAUUCGAGUGGACCGCGGACAUUUGGCACACACUUGAAAGCAAUGUGGGAAGGAAUUACCGAGCAAUUGAAUACACUGGUCCGCAAAACGCUAAUUCAGCUAUAUUCAUCUUUGGAUCUACCGGCAUUUUCGUUGAUGCUCUAGGAAAUGACAACUCCGGUUUGGAAAACGUUGGAAUCAUUACUGCCCGGCUCUACCGUCCAUGGGUGGGAAGUCUGAUCUCAAACCAAAUACCACCAUCUAUUGAGCGCAUUGCCGUCCUAGAACAGGUUAAAAAGACUACCAAAUGGGGACCGUCCUUCUUGGACCUUCUGUCAAGUUUGACUGCCGCCCCAGGCCAAUCGCGAAGCCCGCGGCUCGUAGGAUACCGUCUUGGCCACAUUGAGGUAUCUACUGUAGCGCAAGCACUGCGCGGUAUUCUGCAGAAUUUGCAAUCCGACUCUCCCAUCCAGAACCUUGAAGUUGGCAGCCACGAGGAACACGCCAUUCAAAAAGACAUCGAACAACCAGCAAUUGAGAAUGCAUACACCAAGAUUCUGGAUCAGCUAUUCAGUAAACGAUUGUACGUUGCAAACCAGCUGGGUGCUAGCAAUGCUGGUAUAUCAUCUACAAUCGCAGCUAGUCCUGAAUACGGUUUUGGUUCUUUGAUUGCACGAUCUGAGCAUCGUGAUAGAUUCAUUAAGCAGGUUGAAUUAGCUGCCAAGUCGAAAGACUUUGCUACAGAUCGACCACAGACCUGGCUCUCUAAAUGGGCCUUGAGCGCUCGUGACACCGUCAAAGCUAAUAGCAUUGCCGAAGACGUCAUUGGACGGUUGACAAUGGAUGGCUCCAAACUUGCGAGAGAUCUUCUCGAGAACAAAAAACUGUUUUACAAGGAGUCACAGUGGUUGAUUGGAUCCGAUGCUUGGGCUUACGAUCUUGGCAAUUCUGGCGUUCACCAUGUUCUUGCGUCUGGUGCUAAUGUCAAUAUGCUGAUCAUCGACUCUCAACCUUAUUCUGAGCACAUGGCGGCGGAUUCUUCUCGCAGGAAAAAGGAUAUUGGUCUUUAUGCCAUGAACUUUGGUAACGCCUAUGUUGCUUCAGUUGCCGUUUACGGCUCUUACACACAAGUCUUACAGGCCAUGGCGGAAGCUGACCAAUACGAUGGUCCAUCGGUCGUCUUGGCCUACUUGCCCUACAACAAGGAGAACGAUUCCCCAUUGACUGUUCUCCAAGAGACUAAGAAAGCGGUGGACCUUGGCUAUUGGCCUCUUUACCGAUGGAACCCCAGCACUGAUGACAGCGAGCCCAAGUUCUCGCUUGAUUCUGAGCGCAUCAAAAAUGAACUCGAAGAGUUCCUUCGCCGGGACAAUCAAUUAACUCAGCUCAUGCGUCGUCAUCCUAAGUUCGCCAACAAUCUGUCUGAAUCCUACGGGUCCGAAGUCCGCGCUUUACAGAAACGCAAGGCCAAAGAUUCUUAUGAAAAGCUGUUGGAGGGACUGUUUGGAGCCCCCCUCACCAUUCUGUUCGCUUCGGACAACGGCAAUGCUGCCAGCAUUGCCAAUCGUCUUGGAAACCGUGGUCGCCUUAGGGGUCUCAAGACUCUAGUUAUGGCGAUGGAUGAUUAUCCGAUAGAAGAUCUUUCCACCGAAGAGAACAUCGUUUUCGUCUCAAGCACUGCGGGACAGGGUGAAUUCCCUCAGAACGGUCGUGCGUUCUGGGAUGUUGUCAAGAACUCGGGUGAUCUCGAUCUGUCGUCUAUCAAGUACUCUGUUUUCGCUCUCGGCGAUAGCCAUUACUGGCCUCGCAAGGAAGACAAGAUUUACUACAACAAGCCAGGCAAGGAUCUCGAUGCUAGGGUUGCCUUCUUGGGUGGUCGCAAGCUCACUGAUAUUGGACUUGGUGACGACCAAGACCCGGAUGCUUUCCAAACCGGUUACGCUGAAUGGGAGCCUCGCCUCUGGCAAGCCUUGGGAGUCGACAAUGUAGAAGGUCUACCUGAUGAGCCCCCGCCGUUGACCAACGAGGAUAUCAAAGCUGCGUCUAACUAUUUAAGAGGAACGAUUGUCGAGGGGCUGUUGGAUGAAAGCACUGGUGCUAUUUCCGCCAGUGACUCGCAGCUUACCAAAUUCCACGGCACCUACAUGCAGGAUGACCGUGACUUGCGUGACGAGCGUAAGGCCCAGGGUCUAGAACCUGCAUACUCAUUCAUGAUUCGUUGCCGCCUGCCUGGUGGUAUUGCGACGCCUAGUCAAUGGCUACAGAUGGAUGCUAUCAGCAGCGCCCACGGAAACGAAACCAUGAAACUCACGACCCGACAGACGUUCCAGUUCCACGGUGUUAUCAAGAGCAAGCUCCGUUCAGCAAUGCAAGCUAUUAACAAGGCUUUGAUGACUACUAUCGCAGCUUGCGGUGACGUCAACCGUAACGUGAUGUGCAGUUCCCUCCCUGAACUCUCUAGCUACCACCGUGAAGUCCAUGCAAUCUCACAGAAGAUUUCAGACCACUUGCUCCCUUCUACCACUGCUUAUCACGAGAUUUGGCUGAAGGAUGACAACGACAAGAAGGUCCUUGUUGCGGGAGACGCUGUUCAGGACCAUGAGCCUCUAUACGGUCCUACUUACCUGCCUCGUAAAUUCAAGAUCACUAUCGCUAUCCCGCCCCACAACGACACUGAUGUCUAUGCGCAUGACAUUGGUUUGAUCGCAAUCAAGGGCGCUGAUGGACAUCUUGAAGGCUUUAACGUUAUUGCGGGUGGUGGCAUGGGUGUAACUCACAACAAUAAGAAGACUUACCCACGCACAGGGUCCAUGUUCGGAUUCGUUGCCGCCGACCAAACCCACAUAAUCUGCGAGAAGAUCAUGCUUGUACAGCGCGACCACGGCGACCGUAAGAACCGCAAACAUGCCCGUCUCAAGUACACCAUCGACGACAUGGGCUUGGAUGUGUUCAAGGGCAAGGUUGAAGAGCUCCUCCCUCCUGGUCUUCGAUUCGCCGAGCCCCGCCCUUUCAAAUUCAUCUCCAACAUUGACACCUUCGGCUGGCAGAAGGAUGAGAAGGGACUCAACCACUUCACCUUCUUCAUCGAAAACGGUCGUAUUGAAGAUACUACCGAUUUCUCCAUGCGAACGGGCCUGCGCGAGCUUGCGAAACUCGAUAAAGGCGAAUUCCGGUUGACUGGUAACCAGCACUUAAUAUUAUCAAAUAUCAAAGACUCAGAGCUCCCUGAAAUCAAGGCUUUAUUGGCCAAGUACAAACUCGACAAUACUGCCUUCUCCGGUUUGCGUCUGUCUUCCUCCGCUUGCGUCGCCUUCCCUACCUGUGGUCUCGCUAUGGCCGAGUCAGAGCGCUACUUGCCCGUGCUUAUCGACAAGCUCGAGUCGACUCUCGAGCAGAACGGGCUGUCCAAAGAGAGCAUCGUCAUGCGCAUGACUGGUUGCCCCAACGGAUGCGCCCGGCCCUGGCUCGCCGAAGUCGCCUUUGUCGGUAAGGCGUACGGUGCUUACAACAUGUAUCUCGGCGGCGGGUACCACGGCCAGCGGCUGAACAAGCUCUACCGCUCUUCGAUCAAGGAAGAUGAGAUCCUCGAUAUCAUGAAGGAUCUUCUCAAACGGUACUCUCUUGAGCGUAAGACGGAUGGUGAGCGUCCCGAGCGAUUCGGUGACUGGUGUAUCCGCGCUGGUAUUAUCAAUGAGACUACUGAGGGCAAGACCUUCCAUGAUAAUACUGCUGAAGAGGAAGAGGACGAGGAGUAGAUGCUACCCGUGUAUACAAAGCAACGGGCUAAAAGCUUCAUAAUGAUUUGGAUUUUCUUAUUUGGUAAUUGAACUUCUCCAGUGGAUAUGUUAUGUAUGGCUUGACUAGCAAGUGUUGCAUUUCAUCAAGAAUGUAUUGUAAAUAGAUCUGAAUGGCAUGAUGUUGUAUUAACUAUUCUA